AAGUACAUGCUUCGCUUUUUUCCCGGUGAAUAGGAAAAUUAGCGGUAUUGAUGAAAUCCAUAAAUUAAUCCGGGUCAUAUCCUAACCGUGUGAUCAGAAUGCUUUUUAUUUUGUUUAGGCGGUAUAGAUCAAUUAGAACCAUUGAAGGAUUUUGGUAAUGUAUAGGCAUCGAUACAUGUUAUCACUAUUCAUCCGCCUCGUUGUUCCUUGGGGCGGUAUAGAUCAAUUAGACCUAUCAGAAUUCUUCUUCUUUUUCUGUUGGUGUAUCUCAGACAUUCAAAAACAAGACAUGUUAAUGGGAACCUCGGUCAUUUGGGAUCUGUGAAAGUUUCCACUGAGAAUAGGAUCGAUCGAGUAACAGAUGGGAUCCGGAGAUGGGGUUGUAGAAAUUGAUUUCUUGGAGAGACGACUACUGUCAGAUACGGACUCUAAUGAAGACAAUGAAGGUGAAGAUGGUACAAUUUUAUACACGGCAUCAUUCCAGGAAAUGGAGGAAAAUUAUGUGAAGUACCAAACUGCUCAAUGGGUUCUUUACUCAUUACUUCUGAUUUUGGCUUGGGGAAUUGGGUUGUUCAUGUUACUUUAUCUCCCCGUGAGGAGAUAUGUACUACGUAAGGACAUCCAGUCAAGAAAGCUGUAUGUUACCGCAAAUGCCAUAGUUUACAAGGUUACAAGACCAGUACCUUUCCCAUGUUUCGGAGUGCUGAAGAAAGAGAAGCAUGUUCUUCUGCCUUCAGUUGCUGAUAUUGUCGUUGAACAAGGAUAUUUGCAGUCCCUGUUUGGUGUUUAUUCUGUUAGAAUCGAGAACGUUGGUGUAAGAAGGCCACCAAGUGAUGAUGUUCAAAUUCAAGGCAUCACAAAUCCCAGAGCUUUCAGAAAGGCUGUCCUAACACGUCUUUCAAAUAUGAGGAGUGAAACUUUCUCUAGGCAACUUUCUGUAAAUGAAGAUCUUCCAAAUUUUGGGAUAGGUUAUUCAACUGCAGCUAGGAUACGGCAAAAUAUUGGUAUAGGUGUUACAUCAAAUCUGAUGUCCCCAUCAAAAUCUCUCAGGCAUGAGUUGUUUCCUCAAUCAGGGGAACUGAUAUUGCAAAAAUUGGAGGAGGUUGAAAGUUCUGUGAAGAGAGUUCAAACCCUAAUUGAGGAGCAACACUGUCAAACUUCUGAAGUUGAUUAAAAAUGUAGAAGGAAAACAUGCUACAAACUCAGGAGUUGAAGUGAGGGGCAUAAAGUUACAUCGUUUAUCGCUCCAGUAAGUGCAUUUUGAUGUACACAAUGAAGACCCUUAUUUAAAUGCUUAGAAAGUUAUGGUCUUUGUACUAAAAUCUUGCUCAAUUGAAAUUUUAGUCAGUCAUUGUUGUUCAUCUACACGCUUUUACAAAGCUUCUAUCAGAGAUUUAGGGUUUUCCUUGGUCAAGAUGUAUUUCAUAUUUACAUUGCCUUUUAAUAUAGGUAACUUGCCUGUGUAUCCA
Messenger RNA from Nelumbo nucifera (sacred lotus), 1469 nucleotides. RefSeq lists its product as uncharacterized. The record is from RefSeq and is a predicted model, not a curated record. NCBI's taxonomy places the organism in Eukaryota, Viridiplantae, Streptophyta, Magnoliopsida, Proteales, Nelumbonaceae.